AUGAUUAAUGAAGAUUAUAACCUAGAAAGUAAGGCUCAGCAUUCGAAUCCAUUCAAAAUCUUUGGGUAUGGAUCUUUGAUUUGGAAACCUCCACCUCAUUUUGUUGAUCGUCAGAUUGGAUUUAUUAAAGGCUUUGUUCGUCGGUUUGCUCAAUCUUCACAUGAUCAUAGAGGUACAAUCGAGAAACCUGGUAGAGUAGUCACCUUAGUACCAACAGAAGAAUGGACAAGCUUAACAGAUUCAGAUUUGUUUGUAUCAAAUGUAGUCUGGGGAGUAGUAUAUACCAUCAAUCCGAUUUAUGAAAAAGAAGUCAAAGAGUAUUUAGAUGAAAGAGAAAAGGAUGGAUAUGAAAUGAUUGAAGUCUCUGUAUACAAUCAAACAGAUGGAAACGAGAGUCUUCUUACAAAGGCUUCAGUUUAUGUUGGUCAUACUGAUAAUCCUAGUUUUGCUGGUGUGACUCCUUUAGAUGAAUUAUCAGAGUUGAUUUAUAAAAGUGUAGGACCUUCAGGACCUAAUAAGGAUUACUUGUACAAUUUGAAUACUGAAGUUCAUAAACUUUGGGAAGGUGUUAAAGAUCCUUACUUGGAAAGAUUAACUGAAUUAGUCUCAAGUUUAGAUUCAUGA
Melampsora larici-populina 98AG31 is the source of this 624-nucleotide messenger RNA. RefSeq lists its product as uncharacterized. The record is from RefSeq and is a predicted model, not a curated record. Gene Ontology annotation, biological process: glutathione catabolic process. Gene Ontology annotation, molecular function: glutathione specific gamma-glutamylcyclotransferase activity; gamma-glutamylcyclotransferase activity. Bases 1 to 624 code for a protein of 207 amino acids. Gene Ontology annotation, cellular component: cytoplasm. The transcript has 7 exons. NCBI's taxonomy places the organism in Eukaryota, Fungi, Basidiomycota, Pucciniomycetes, Pucciniales, Melampsoraceae.